Messenger RNA from Glycine soja, 1261 nucleotides. RefSeq lists its product as uncharacterized. The coding region runs from base 422 to 724 and encodes 100 amino acids. The record is from RefSeq and is a predicted model, not a curated record. Lineage: Eukaryota; Viridiplantae; Streptophyta; Magnoliopsida; Fabales; Fabaceae. The transcript has 5 exons.
UAAUCAACACUCACUCCCUUUUAUUUUCAUUAUGAUAGGGUCGGGGGAUCUGGCAUAGACAUGAGGAGUAAAGCAAGGACUCUCUCAGGACCGGUUAAUGACCCUUCCAAGCUUCCCAAAUGGAACUAUGAUGGUUCCAGCACUGGUCAAUCUCCUGGAGUUGACAGUGAAGUGAUCUUAUUGUAAGCCUCUUUUUCAUUUAUUUUUUUGGGUACAGAAAGCCUCUUUUCCUAAUCCCAUCUGACCAUAUAUCUUCUUAGUACACACUUCUAAAUCUUGUAUCAUUUUCUGGUAAAUUUGGCCCAUCACAUAUUUAGGAUUGGUUCUUUUCCAAACUUCUCUUAUUAAAAUGUAGUGAAUCUUAAUCAAAUACAACAGUCCACAAGCAGCUUUCAAGGAUCCAUUCAGGAGGGGUAAAAAUAUGCUGGUUAUGUGUGAUGCUUACACUGCUGCUGGGGAACCCAUUCCUACCAACAAGAGACAUAAUGCUGCAAAGAUAUUCAGUUAUCCUGAUGUUGUUGCUGAAGAACCCUGGAAUACACCUUGUUGCAGAAAGAUGUGCAAUGGCCACUUGGAUGGCCUAUUGGUGGUUUUCCUGGGCCCCAGGGUCCAUACUAUUGUGGUAUUGAUGCUAACAAGGAUUUCGGACGUGACAUUGUUGACUCUCAUUUCAAAGCCUGUCUUCAUGCGGACAUUAACAUUACUGGAAUUAAUGCAGAAGUGAUGCCUGGUCAGGUAAUUUGAAAAAUAAUUUUCAUAUUCAUCAUUCUUCAGCCUUAUGGUAUCAAGACAAUGUUGAGUACUAGACACAAGGUCAGUCAUAAAACUUAAUGCUGAUAUAUUAUUGUAUCCUGCCAUUACUCAAUAUGUUUUUACUUUAAUUCUGACUCCUUUUAAUUCAAUCCAUUCUUGAUAAUGUGUUGUGGGAGUUCCAAGUUGGUCCAUCGGUUGGCAUCUCUGCGUGUGACGACUUGUGGGUUGCUCGCAACAUUUUGGAGGUUGUUAGGACAUGACUACUCUCACUGUCAACCUCAGUCUCACCAUCAAAUUCUUUCUUUUAUAAAUAUUCAGCUAAUAUCUCUAUUUAUGUUAACAGAGGAUUACUGAGAUUGCCGGGGUAGUGCUUUCCGUUGAUCCUCAACCGAUUAAGGUGGAUAAUUCCACUCAUCCGGUUUCAAUUUUUUUUUCACCUGACUUUGUUCCUGAUUGGCAUUCAAAAAUUGAGGGCACAUUUGAUUCUUUAUAUAUACACACUCCAAAC